CCCGUUUCUUUCUCCACUUCUGCACUAUUCUUUUCCCCAUUUGUCCUGGAAAGUAUGGGUGGAAAAAGAAAAACUACGCAUCUUUGAAACAAAAACCCUAUAAUUGCACACUAAUUAUUUGAUUUUGGUGUGUUAGGAAAGUUGGGUUUUUGAGAUCUUUCUGGAUAAUCCAGAAAAAGGUGGAUUUGUGUUCAAGGAGAAAAGCUGCACCAAAAUGCAUGAACUGUUCUUUGAAUAAUCUUGAUUGGUAAAACAUGUAGGGAAGGUUCAAUUGAUCCACAGAUACUGAAAUUUGAGGUUUUUUUUCAGCACUUCAUACCGUUAGGAGAACUUGCAGUUUGAAAUUCUGAGUUGCUUUGUUGGUUUUCUGUGUUUUAGCACCUCAAAUCUGAUUUCGUGAUUGAUUAGUACUUCAUGUUCAUAAUUAGUGGGGGGAAGGAUGGGGGGUGAUUUUUGAGAGUUUUGUGAAGUUUGAUACUGAAUUUUGAUCAUGAAGAAACCGAAUUAGGCAGUAUGAGUGGCAAUAAGACUAUAGUUUGGUUUAGGAGGGACCUGAGGAUUGAGGACAAUCCUGCCUUAGCUGCUGCUGCUAGGGAUGGUAGUGUUUUUCCUGUUUAUAUUUGGUGCCCCAAAGAGGAAGAGCAAUUUUACCCAGGUCGAGUAUCACGGUGGUGGCUGAAGCAGUCUCUUGCUCAUUUGGACCAAUCCCUGAAAUCCCUUGGGGCAGAACUUGUUCUUAUCAAAACUCAGAGUACUCUGGCUGCUCUCAUCGAGUGCAUUCAAGCCAUUGGAGCUACCAAAGUAGUUUUCAACCAUCUUUAUGAUCCCGUUUCACUUGUUGGUGAUCACAACAUCAAAGGAAAGCUGGUGGAGCUAGGCAUUUCUGUGCAAAGCUUCAAUGCAGAUCUGUUGUAUGAGCCAUGGGAAGUAUAUGCUGGAAAAGGACAAGCUUAUACAACUUUCGAGGUGUACUGGGAUAAGUGUUUACACAUACAACGGGAACUUGUGACACGUCUUCCUCCAUGGAAAUUGAUUUCGGCAACAGUGAUAGGAACUGUAGCAAAAUGUUCACUCGAGGAACUGGGUCUCGAAAAUGAAACGGAAAAGUCUAGCAAUGCCCUCCUAAGAAGAGCAUGGUCUCCUGGUUGGAGCAAUGCUGACAAGGCACUAAGUGAAUUUUUCGAGUUGCACCUGCUUGACUACUCAAACAACAGGAUGAAGGUUGGACAAAACUCCACAUCACUUUUGUCCCCAUAUCUUCACUUCGGAGAACUGAGCAUUAGGAAAGUUUUCCAAUCAGCUCGAAUGAAGCAGAUACUGUGGGCAAAAGAAGGGAACUCUACUGGGGAAGAGAGUGUGACACUUUUUCUGAGGGCCAUUGGGCUUAGAGAAUACUCACGGUAUCUAUGUUUUAACUUCCCGUUCACUCAUGAGAGACCACUGCUGAGCAACUUGAAGUUUUUUCCAUGGCAAGCUGACCAAGCCAAUUUUAAGGCUUGGAGACAAGGUCGGACCGGUUACCCUUUGGUUGAUGCAGGAAUGAGAGAGCUAUGGGCAACUGGGUGGAUACACAACAGGAUAAGAGUGAUCGUUUCAAGUUUUUCUGUGAAAGUGUUGCUUCUUCCUUGGAGAUGGGGAAUGAAGUAUUUCUGGGAUACGCUUAUAGAUGCCGAUUUGGAAAGCGAUAUCCUUGGUUGGCAGUAUAUCUCUGGGAGUUUACCAGAUGGCCAUGAGCUUGAGCGUUUGGACAGUCCAGAGGUUCAGGGCUCAAAAUUUGACCCAGAGGGUGAAUAUGUAAGGCAUUGGCUGCCUGAGUUAUCACGUUUGCCAACCGAGUGGAUCCACCAUCCUUGGGAUGCACCUGAUUCUGUGCUUAAAGUUUCAGGUGUAGAGUUUGGGUUUAACUAUCCAAAACCUAUCAUUGAGAUAGAUUUGGCUAGAGAACGCUUGACGAGCGCCAUAUUCAAGAUGUGGGAAAUGGAAGCAGCAGCAAAGGCUGCAAGCUCAAACGGCACAGAUGAAGUUGUUGUUGACAACUCCAUCAGUGAAGAUUUGCCCAUCCCAAAGGUGAUAUUAAAGAAAACCUCUCCUUGCCCUACAUACUCCUCUAAUGAUCAGAAGGUACCAACAUGUCAAAAUUCCAAGAAUAAUCAGUUUAUUAGGAAGAGAUCAAAAUUUAUGCAAGACGAAAGCCCACUCCCAGAUAAUCCGCACAAUCCUAACGAAGCUGGGCCCUCGAGAACAAAUGAAGACACGAGCUCUACUGCUGAAUCUUCAAUCUCUAAGAAGCAGACAACUAGCAGAAAUUCAUUUUCGGUUCCACAGUCAUGUUCAUCAUCAGAAGGCAACCCCUUUAUGGGGUGUGAAUCUUCUGAGAUGAAGCAGUCAUGGCAAGAACAAAGUGAUAUGGAGCAGAGUUCAAGCAAAAAUGGAACAAUUAGAGAUGCAAAUUUAGGUAUGUAUUUGGCCGGGUUGUUCGGGGGUAGGGAAGGGAUGACAGAUGACUCAAUCUGAGAAUUUGUCUCUAUAUUUUGUUCGCCUAAUCAAUAGUUAUAAUAGUCGGUUCUAUUUAUAUUGAGUUUCAUUGCUUGUAUAGCGCUGUUUAAUCACAUUGUUUGAAACUUGUGUGGGAGUAGGAGCCGUGGAAGAUGAACACCUCUGAUACAGAAUUCACCGGCGGCUGCUGAGUUCAUCAAGAAAGAGGACCGUUCUGGAUAAUGUAGUAAGCAUUGUAAAAUCUGUCCUUUUGGUAUGACUAGCUCAAUGUAAUCCCUAGUAUAUAAACGAAACGAAUACUGGCUAAUAUCAGAUGUCCAUUCUGCCUCCACAAUGUAAAUGAAACUCAAUCAUCACCGACUAAUCUCUUGUUAAACAAUCUCGUUACUAUGUUGUAUGGUCGUUAAUCACGACGUAAAUUCAGAUGCGGUUUCUUA
Molecule: messenger RNA, 2933 nt
Organism: Malus domestica (apple)
Lineage: Eukaryota; Viridiplantae; Streptophyta; Magnoliopsida; Rosales; Rosaceae
Source: RefSeq, a predicted model, not a curated record